ACACACAUACGACGACGAGCUCCUCUAGUGGUUCAAAUAGAAACAUCCAAUCUGGCCUAACCGGUUUCAAAACAGCACAAUCUAGUGCAUUACUUGGACAAAAGUCAAAAAUCUGAAGGGCAGUGACAAUGGCUGACCCACAGUGUCCGUCUGAACUGAAACAAGGGAAGGAAGUCAGUCCUAAUCAAGAUGAACUGCUGCUGGCUGCAAACAUCAAACCACAGUCAGAUUCUCACUGUCUUUUGCCUGUGGUACAUCGCCAAAUCGUUAAAUGGAUUCAGUACCAAAGGUGGAUGAGCUGUAUCCUACCCCUCCACCAUUCUUCUUACCAGAUGGAAGUCAGUCAGGGCAAGAUGUGAGAAUCUACCAAAUUCACUCACCUUUCAGCCCUCCACCACCUCCUUCCUUCUCCUUUUCUCCUGGAGUUGGCUGCUCCACCCAAACCCACACAUCUCUAUCAGUGUCUGCGCUCCCCCUGUCUACUCCCAGGCCAAAGUUUGUGGCCUAUGAAAGGGAGCUGUAUCGCUCUCCGGCUCUGACAACAUGCCCUUCUUGUCAGACGCGGGUCACGACCCAGGUCACCUACAAAGUUGGGUUUCAAGCAUGGCUCAUGUGUUUUGUGUUUGUGUUGUGCGGGUUGGUGCUUGGAUGUUGCCUGAUUCCAUUAUUUGUGAACUAUUUCAAGGAUGCCUAUCACACUUGUCCUCGCUGUCAACGAGUUCUGCAUAUACACAGGAAGACAUGUUGUACAUGAACACACAAGCUAAACUACCUAUAGUUUGUGUUUUUUCACCUUAACAGAAGAUUGCAGUAAAAUGUGUGCAUACCUGUCUUGACGUAGGUCAGCAUAACUUUAAAAUAUACCCGUAUACAGUAUGUUUUAAUGUAUAAGGAGAAGAUACGUUAGUUCCUGUCAUGUGAAAUUAAUUUUUUAAUCUAUAUUUAAAUCAUGUUUUGUAACUAUCAUCUCAAAUAAAUGUUUUCUGUGGCAAA
Micropterus dolomieu (smallmouth bass) is the source of this 993-nucleotide messenger RNA. RefSeq names its product cell death-inducing p53-target protein 1-like. The record is from RefSeq and is a predicted model, not a curated record. Gene Ontology annotation, molecular function: zinc ion binding. NCBI's taxonomy places the organism in Eukaryota, Metazoa, Chordata, Actinopteri, Centrarchiformes, Centrarchidae. The transcript has 5 exons. The coding region runs from base 272 to 754 and encodes 160 amino acids.